Molecule: messenger RNA, 777 nt
Organism: Nematocida homosporus
Lineage: Eukaryota; Fungi; Microsporidia
Exons: 1
Coding region: 1-777 (258 amino acids)
Source: RefSeq, a predicted model, not a curated record
AUGGGUAAACGAGAUCGGAAGAUAGCUAGAGAAUUGUUUGAACAUUAUUUAGAGUUUAUAAGUACGCAUCAAGUGGGACUUAUUUGUGCUUAUAAGACGGUUAGUCAGUUUUUGGUUGAGCGGUUGGAGAAGUUGCGGCAGAAGGUUGCAGCUAUUGUUUUAGAGUCGGAUUCAACUAAACGACUUAAUUUACACACUUCUUUGUAUACUUUUAACCUGAACUACUACCAUUUAUUUGUUCAUUAUCAGAAACGCUUACCCCAUUUGACUCGUCGGCCUAAAUUGGCUGAGGUUGAAGAGUUUGUCUAUAAGAGUAAAUUGAUUGGGCGUCCCCUGAAUAUUGGUCCGACUGAAGUAGAUCUAUGGGCUCGGUCUAACUUGCACAUGCUUAUGCAAGUAAAUGCUAGUUGUUAUGAAUCUUUAAGUGGUUAUGUCUAUCAUAAUCUUAUGGCUUUAUCUGGUAGUUUUGCUUAUAUUGAGAGACCUAGUUGGGAUAGUGGUAAGUUAUUACGUGCUUAUAAUCAGACGCAUCGGGAUUCAAAGAAAGUAACAAAUCUGGUCAAGAAGUACCAACAGGAGAUCAUGGCGUACUUAGGAGCUAAUCCAAAGGACGUAAUGCGACAGUAUGACUUACCGCCUUUAAUGCGCGAUCGAGUUAAUCAAAUAGCUAGGGGAGUACGUGCUCGUUUACGUAUUGGUGCAGCCGCUGUAUCUAGUUUUAAUAGUCUUGAUCGGAAAGUGGAUGAUCAGGAGUAUUCCUACUACCGUCGGGUCUAA